Molecule: messenger RNA, 540 nt
Organism: Nerophis lumbriciformis (worm pipefish)
Lineage: Eukaryota; Metazoa; Chordata; Actinopteri; Syngnathiformes; Syngnathidae
Source: RefSeq, a predicted model, not a curated record
AUGGGAUUUCUCCUCACCAAAAUGAUGACAGUCUUUGGAAACAGGGAGCACAAAGUCAUUAUUGUCGGUCUGGACAACGCAGGCAAGACAACCAUCCUCUACCAGUUUCUGACAAAGGAAGCGGUCAUCACGACGCCGACGGUAGGCAGCAACGUGGAGCAGAUUACUGUAAGAAAUACACACUUUUUAGUGUGGGACAUCGGCGGCCAGACUAGCCUUCGAAGCACCUGGUACUCCUACUACUCCAACGCUGAGAUUGUCAUCUUGGUGGUGGACAGCACAGACCCGGAGCGACUGACGCUCACCAAAGACGAGCUGCAUCGAAUGCUCGCUCAUGAGGACUUGCAGAGUGCCUCCGUUCUGGUGCUGGCCAACAAACAGGACGUGAAAGGCUCCAUGACUGUGGCUGAGAUCUCGCGGCACCUUACGCUGGACGCCGUCACUUCGCACAGCUGGCAUGUGCAGCCUUGCUGCGGCCUCACCGGCGAAGGCCUCACCGCCGGUCUGGACUGGAUGCAGUCGCAAGUUGUAGCUUCCUGA